Messenger RNA from Phytomonas sp. EM1, 815 nucleotides. NCBI's taxonomy places the organism in Eukaryota, Euglenozoa, Kinetoplastea, Trypanosomatida, Trypanosomatidae. The record is from the annotation of a GenBank genome assembly.
AUUUAUAGGGGCUUGUGUCCUCACAUGCUGAGGAAGAGUUCACACGUUUUUUAAAGAGGGAAUAAGGAUAGUUGAGUAACACUGUUCAACUCCUUUUUUUUCUGUUUAAAAGAUCAUUGUCAACAAUAAUAUAGCUGAUAGACUUCAGUCCUGAAGUAAUGGCCGAACUAAAGCACCUGUACACGGCGUGGGAUGUGGAUCGGCACAUCGUCUUGGACUCAGCCGAUAAGCUAGUGCUCAUUCGUUUUAGUAGCUAUGAAAAUCCACCAGACGAGGCUCUCAAUGCGUCUAUGGCUGUUUUGUCGAGCCGGAUCAAGGGUGAAAAGACAGACCGGAAAGAUGCUGAUGAUCAAUUCAAGCGUCAGAAGCACCGAAUUGAUGGAAGUGGUGAUAACACUCAGGGUAUGGCAGGCCUGGAAAACACGAUGAUAAAGACACCCCAAGCAUCCAGUGGUGUGGCUGGCAUGGAGCACUAUCUUUUUACUCAUCAAAUUGACGCAUUGCUUGUCGAAAUAAGCCCUAAAGUUCGAAAGUAUUGCACCAUCUACGCUGUCGAUACGAAUCAAGUCCCAGAGUUCAACCAGAUGUAUGAGCUCGGGCAUGAUCGGGAUCCAUUUGCGGUGAUGUUUUUCUUUAGAAAUACGCAUAUUCGCGUGGACGUAGGCACUGGCAAUCACAAUAAAAUUAACUUUUUUGCCUUCGAAGAUGCAGACGAGUUUAUUUCAAUCAUUGAUGCCGCAUAUCGAGCUGGAAAGUUGGGAAAGAAUAUGACAAGCUCUGAUAAAAAGUACUCGACCGUCUCGCUGCGGCAUUGA